CACAGUAAAAGUGACGCAGUGUAUAUUGUAUAUGGUUAUACUGUUUGAAAGCACAUAUUAGCUAUUUAAAAUUAAUAAUUAUGUUUGCAAUCUCGGUUGUUUUAUCCGUCAGUUUGAGUUCUAUAUUUGCAGAUGCAUUUCUUUCAAGUAAUUAUGAAGGAAAUCCUAGGUUUGUACCUCAACCAGAACCAUCGACGACACAAGGAGUUCAAUAUUAUGUUCCAAACAUGCCACAGUCAUCAAUGGAAGGAAACCAACCCAUUUAUCCAUUGCCGCAACAGUCAAUGAUGCAACUACCAAUGGUGCAAGGAUUCCAAUCUCCAUUUUCGAUGAAUCUCACAAAUCAGCAACAAUUGUCUCUAUUGAUGAUAUCAAUGUAUGCUAAAAUGAUGGCAUUAACUCAACUCAUGAACAUGCAAAACAGAUAUCAACUUUAUCAACCUAAUCAAUAUUAUGGUGCCGUAAAUAAUUAUGGGCCAACUCCAGCUCCACUGCCAUAUGUUCAACAACCUCAAGUAGAUCUACAAAACAAUUUGCAAAAUGAAAUGUUGCAACAACAACAACAAGCAGAAUCUCAGCAAAAGGAAAUUUUAGAACAGCGGAGAGUACAACGUGAAUAUGACAUGGAAGUUGAAAGACGCGGAGCCCUUAUAAAAAGACAAGCGGAGGAAGAAGAAUUAGAAAAACAACAACAAGUAAUUGAAUAUCAAUUACGGGACGAGGAAGAAAUUAGAAGGGGAAUAGAAGAAGCUGAAAAACAAAUAUUAGAAGAACAACAAAAAGAAAUGGAACAAAAAGAAAAUGAUCUUAAAUUACGCCAAGGAGUAGAACUAAGAUUUCAAAAAAUUAAAGAAGAAAAAAAAAUGAAAAAAAAUCAAGAAAAUCAAGGAAAUCAAGAAAAUAUGAAAUCAAAAGUGAGAUUAACCAAAAAACAACGCAAACCAAUAGUUAGUAGCACAAAUUAAAGGAAGAUAUUAUUUUAAAUCCAUAUAGCCAAAAUACUAUCAAAAAAAUUACUAUCAAAAUAAAAAAGACGUUUUUGUAAAGAUAAUUUAUAAAUUAUGAAUACGAAAUGUAAUUUUUAUUUAUAAUAUGGUUGUAUUUGAAACCAUAAAAUAUAAUAUGUAUUAUGAACUAUUAAAAUAAAGUAAAAACUUA
Metopolophium dirhodum (rose-grain aphid) is the source of this 1158-nucleotide messenger RNA. RefSeq lists its product as uncharacterized. The record is from RefSeq and is a predicted model, not a curated record. The transcript is spliced from 4 exons. Lineage: Eukaryota; Metazoa; Arthropoda; Insecta; Hemiptera; Aphididae. The coding region runs from base 81 to 965 and encodes 294 amino acids.